Molecule: messenger RNA, 762 nt
Organism: Enterobius vermicularis (human pinworm)
Lineage: Eukaryota; Metazoa; Nematoda; Chromadorea; Rhabditida; Oxyuridae
Source: the annotation of a GenBank genome assembly
CUGCAUCUGCGGUCGUUGUUGUUUGAAGUCUGGGUUAAUCUCGUGCAUGGGGAAGUUAAGCUCAAAUUUGCUUUUGCAGAAGGAAUUGUUCUGAGGAUUUUUAUUUCUUUAGUGUUUAAUUCUUUCUUUAAUCUAGCGUGCAAAAUCAGAGUUCUGUUUGUUUAUAAGCCUUUGUGUUUUACUGUUUCACUUGACGAUUGGAGCUCGUUUGUUGGGUUCACGUACGCCCAGGAUAACAAUCGCUUACGGCCAGUACUUUUAGGAGCCUCAGUUAUAAGUACGCGUUGCACGAAAUCUUAUGAAAAAAAAUCACGGCUAGAAUCUCUAUUCGGUAUUUCUCUGUAUUACUCUAACUAUUCUCCUCGCCAAGUCAUUCAGCAUAGAUCGAGUUUUGCAUCUGGAGAAUGUUGGUCUUUUGAAGGGACUGGUUAUCUGGUCAUAAAGUUAUCGCAUCCUGUUUACGUAACCGAAAUAAGUUAUGAGCAUUUGCCUCUUUGUCUCUAUCCAGAUGGGAACAUGAAAAGUGCCCCGAAGCUUUUCCAGAUUUGGGUGAAACCAGAAGACUUGAGCUCCAAAUACCUCAUUGGUGAGUAUGAGUACAAUAUUAGCGGGCAGUCACUGCAAACGUUCCCUGCUCAGAAUAUCCCACCGGAUCCUACAUCAUUUAUUGAACUAAUUGUACUUUCCAACUGGGGAGCCUCCUACACGUGCCUUUAUCGGUUAAGGGUGCAUGGGAAACUACCUACGAACGCAACUGUGUAA